CUUGUACCAACGCGGGGCACCCAAGCAAUGCUGCGUGCUCUCACCAGAAGCAACAGGCUAAUAUUAUCUUCCUAUUUCAAACAAUCCCCUUUACCAAGAUAUCCCUUUCCUUUCUUUUCUGGACGUCCAUCCUCUUCCCAAUUUGGUGAUAUUGAAGAUAUGGCUUCUAAAGAAGCCAAGAUGGCUUUGAAGGCCCCUAAAGGCACACGCGACUGGGCUGGUGCCGAUAUACUUCUACGAGAUUACGUCUUCGACAAGAUUAGCAAUAUCUUCAAACUCCACGGCGGUACACCUCUUGACACCCCUGUGUUCGAAUUAAAAGACAUCCUAGCGGGUAAAUAUGGCGAAGACGCGCGCCUAAUAUACAACCUCGAAGACCAAGGCGGCGAACUCUGCGCCCUACGAUACGAUUUAACAGUCCCCUUCGCCCGUUGGCUAGCCAUGAAGAACAUCCAACAGAUCAAGCGCUACCAAAUCGCUAAAGUCUACCGUCGCGACCAACCUGCCAUUGCCCGUGGCCGCAUGCGCGAGUUCUACCAGUGCGAUCUCGACAUCGCCGGCGUCUACGACCCCAUGAUCCCCGAUGCCGAGAUCCUACGAGUUAUCUGCGAAGUCUUCGAAGCCCUCGAACAACCAAUUACCAUUAAGAUCAACCACCGCCGUAUCCUCGAUGGUUUCUUCGCCGUCGCAGGUGUUCCCGCCGAGAAAAUAAGACCGAUCAGCUCAGCGGUAGACAAGUUAGAUAAAGAGCCAUGGGACGUAGUCAAGAAAGAGAUGGUCGAGCAAAAGGGUCUUCCCGAGGAAGUCGCCGACAAGAUUGGUACAUACGUAUUACACCGUGGCACAAUCGACGAGAUGAUACAAUUCAUCAAGGCCGACGAGGCUCUAUCCGCCAACGAGGAGAUUAAAGCUGGAAUCAGCGAUAUGGAGCUCCUAUCGACCUACUCUAAAGAAUUAAAUACCUACAACCAAGUCUCCUUCGACCUUUCCCUCGCCCGUGGUCUCGACUACUACACUGGCCUAAUCUUCGAAGUCAUUCAAAAGCCGCAAGACGCGAAAGACGCCGACGGCACAAGGUACCCGGAGAAGUCGUCCAAAAACCAAGAUGCGUCCGCAGUCGGUAGUAUUGCGGCUGGUGGUCGGUACGAUAAUCUCGUCGGCAUGUACGGCAAGAAACAGAUUCCAUGCGUGGGUAUUUCCUUCGGCGUCGACCGUAUCUUCACAAUCCUAAAAGCGAGACGCGGUGACGAGCAAGAACGUGAGCGUCAAAUCGAUGUCUACGUCAUGGCCUUCGGUGGCAAGGAGUUCGAUGGUUUACUACCCCAACGCAUGUCCGUCGCGCGCCAGCUAUGGGAAGCUGGUAUCCGCGCCGAGUUCUCGCAAAAGGUAAAGCCGAGGCCUCAACAACAGUUCAAGGCCGCCGAGGGCGUACCACUGGGUGUGAUAUUGGGCCAAGAUGAGUUGGCAGAGGGUAAGGUUAGGGUUAAGGUGUUGGGAACAGGGAGACCGGGUGAGGAGGACGAUAAGGAUAAGGAGAAGGACCAAGGACAGUUAAUUAAGAGGGAGGAUUUGGUCGCUGAGGUUAAGAAGUUGUUGCAGGCGCAGACGAGUACACUACCGAUACGGUAAACGGGGAUGGUCUUAGUUGAUGAAAAAUAACCAACUUAUGAUAUGAGACGUUAACGUAAAAUAGAAAUAGUCUAGGCCAUCUAGGGAUUAAGGCCCAGGACGGAUGGAUGACUCGGAAAAUGAGAUACCUAUGAAGAACUACUCUGAGCCCAGCCUAACUUAAGGAGGCAAGUACUUUUAUAGCAAGUUCAACGUGAUAAGAGG
Hypoxylon trugodes is the source of this 1833-nucleotide messenger RNA. Its product is annotated as histidyl-tRNA synthetase. Bases 28 to 1629 code for a protein of 533 amino acids. The transcript has 2 exons. Gene Ontology annotation, cellular component: mitochondrion; cytoplasm. The record is from RefSeq and is a predicted model, not a curated record. Lineage: Eukaryota; Fungi; Ascomycota; Sordariomycetes; Xylariales; Hypoxylaceae. Gene Ontology annotation, biological process: mitochondrial translation.